GAGAAAGAUAAGAAUGCACACACACGCUGAGAAAGCAAAACGGAAAAGACUAAUCAGACACACUCUCUCUCCGAGCCUCCGUUUAUCCAUCCAUUGACGGAGCUCGCAUUUACGUGUUUUUUUGUUUUUGGUGAAAUCUCGAGUAGUGGUGGUGGUAUGUAUAUUGGAUUCCAUGAAGAUGAAUUGGAAGGUGUGAUGCUUCUUUAUUGGAGGAGGGGAAUGUGGGUUAGUUUGAAAGAAAGAACACCUCCAGCAUAUGUAUUUUUCAGCUAAGAAGACUAAAGGAGAACGCAAAGUAGAGUGUUGGUGCAAAUGUCGAAGUCUCCCUCUGCUGGACCAAGGGAGCUCAGAUCCUUGUCUGCUUCAAGGCGUAGGGAUUCAAAUGGACCAACAGAAAUGUGUGAUUCAGAGGAAACAAUGGCUACAGUUGCUCGUUUUAUUGAGCAGCUUCAUGCCAACAUGUCUUCACCACAUGAAAAAGAACUUGUUACAUUCCGUUUGUUAGGUAUUGCCAGAGCUAGAAAGGAAGCACGGACUGUUAUUGGUUCACAUGCUCAAGCAAUGCCAUUGUUCAUAUCCAUUCUUAGGAGUGGCACUCAUACGGCAAAAGUAAAUAUUGCUGCAACACUGAGCACCAUGUGCAAGGAUGAAGAUUUACGGUUGAAGGUGCUUCUGGGUGGAUGCAUCCCACCAUUACUCUCACUUUUGAAGUCAGAGUCAACUGACACAAGGAAGGCAGCAGCAGAAGCAAUUUAUGAAGUUUCAUCCGGUGGACUUUCAGAUGAUCAUGUGGGAAUGAAAAUAUUUGUUACAGAAGGUGUAGUACCAACCUUGUGGGAGCAGCUCAAUUCAAAAAACAAGCAGGACAAAGUUGUAGAAGGUUUCGUCACUGGGGCUUUGCGAAAUCUUUGUGGCGAUAAAGAUGUGUACUGGAGAGCAACCCUUGAGGCUGGAGGAGUGGAUAUUAUUGUGAGUCUGCUUUGUUCAGGCAAUGUUGCCGCUCAGUCCAAUGCAGCUUCUCUAUUGGCCCGUUUGAUGUUAGCAUUCAGUGAUAGCAUCUCCCAAGUAUUAGAUUCUGGAGCAGUCAAAGCUUUACUUCAACUUGUGGGUCAGAACAAUAAUAUUUCCGUCCGUGCCAGUGCUGCUGAUGCUUUGGAGGCUCUUUCUUCAAAGUCAACCAAGGCCAAGAAAGCUAUUGUUGAUGCAGAUGGUGUGCCGGUUCUCAUUGGAGCUAUAGUUGCUCCUUCUAAAGAGGGUAUGCAAGGGGAGGGUGGUCAGGCACUACAGGGGCAUGCAACACGAGCUUUAGCAAACAUAUGUGGUGGAAUGUCUGCUCUAAUACUAUAUCUUGGGGAACUUUCCCAGGCCCCACGAUUAACUGCUCCUGUUGCUGAUAUAAUUGGAGCGCUUGCCUAUUCUCUGAUGGUCUUUGAGCAGAAAUCUGGUGUUGACGAAGAACCAUUUAAUGCAACACAGAUAGAGGACAUCCUAGUAAUGCUACUAAAACCUCGAGACAAUAAGCUGGUCCAGGAGCGUGUCAUUGAGGCCAUGGCCAGCCUUUAUGGCAACACCUAUCUCUCAAGAUCGCUCUACCAAGAAGAAGCAAAGAAGGUGCUUAUUGGACUCGUAACGAUGGCUUCUGCUGAUGUGCAGGAGAACCUGAUACUUUCUCUAAUAAGCUUAUGCUGUGAUGGGGUGGAUAUUUGGGAGGCCAUUGGAAAGAGAGAAGGAAUUCAGUUACUGAUAUCAUUGCUGGGAUUAUCCGGUGAACAGCAUCAGGAAUAUGCUGUUGAGUUACUAGCAAUUCUGACCAACCAAGUUGAUGACACUAAGUGGGCAAUCACAGCAGCUGGGGGAAUUCCUCCUCUGGUACAAUUAUUAGAGAUAGGAUCCCAGAAGGCAAGGGAGUAUGCAGCACAUGUUCUGUGGAAUUUGUGCUGUCACAGUGAGGAUAUUCGAGCCUGCGUUGAAAGUGCUGGAGCUGUUCCCGCAUUCCUAUGGCUUUUAAAAAGCGGUGGACCAAAGGGGCAAGAAGCCUCGGCUAAAGCACUAACAAAGCUUAUCCGAACUUCUGAUUCUGCUACCAUUAAUCAGUUGCUAGCUUUGCUCCUGGGUGACUCUCCAAGCUCAAAGGCGCACAUAAUUAGAGUUUUGGGUCAUGUACUCACUAUGUCUUCACAAACCGAUCUUGUGCAUAAGGGAGCUGUAGCUAAUAAAGGGCUGAGAUCACUUGUCCAGGUUCUCAAUUCCUCAAAUGAAGAAACCCAAGAGUAUGCAGCUUCUGUCCUGGCAGAUCUAUUUAGCUCCAGAGAAGAUAUUUGUGACAAACUUGCAACUGAUGAAGUCGUCCAUCCUUGCAUGAAGCUUUUGACCAGCAAAACUCAAGUUAUUGCUGCACAGUCAGCUCGAGCCUUGGGUGCUUUAUCCCGUAAAACCAACACUAAGUCUAGCAACAAAAUGUCAUACAUUGCAGGAGGGGAUGUCAAGCCUCUGAUCAAGUUGGCAAAAACUUCUUCCAUUGAUGCCGCCGAGACUGCUGUAUCAGCAUUAGCCAAUCUUCUGUCUGAUCCCCAGAUAGCUGCAGAAGCACUGGCUGAAGAUCUUGUUUCUGCUUUGACUAGACUAUUGGGGGAAGGCACUUCAGAAGGCAAGAAGAAUGCAUCAUGUGCCCUUCUCCAAUUACUAAGGCAUUUUCCAGUUGGUGAUGUACUCAAGAGUAAUGCUCAGUGUCGAUUUGUUGUUCUUUCUAUUGCUGAUUCCUUAAAUGCAAUGGACAUGGAUGGGACUGAUGUUGCUGAUGCUUUAGAAGUAGUUGCACUAUUGGCGAGAACAAAACAAAGCGUGAACCUUACAGAUCCUCCAUGGUCUGCCCUUGCUGAAGUUCCCUCAAGUUUAGAGCCUCUUGUACGCUGCCUGGCUGAGGGGCCUCCUCUGGUGGAGGAUAAGGCUAUAGAAAUUCUGUCUAGGCUUUGUGGGGAUCAACCAGUUGUAUUAGGCGAUAUGUUGGUUGCAAAACCCAGAUCCGUUGGUGGACUGGCUAAUAGAAUAAUGAACUCCACCAGUUUAGAGGUGAGAGUUGGAGGAGCUGCAUUGCUCAUCUGUGCUGCUAAAGAACACAAAGUCCAGUCAAUGGAUGCACUGGUUGGGUCAGGAUAUUUGAAACCCCUGAUAUAUGCAUUGGUAGAUAUGAUGAAGCGAAAUUCUAGUUGUUGCUCUCUGGAAAUUGAAGUCAGAACUCCUAGAGGUUUUGCAGAAAGAAAUCCUUUUCAGGAAGAGAUUGAGGUUCCUGAUCCAGCCACUGUCUUGGGAGGAACUGUUGCUUUGUGGUUGCUAUCAAUAAUUUCUUCAUUUCACCCAAAGAACAAACUUACUGUAGUGGAAGCUGGGGCACUUGAGGCCCUUUAUGAUAAGCUUGUGAGUUAUACAUCCAAUCCACAGGCAGAAUUUGAAGAUACUGAGGGCAUAUGGAUAAGUGCCAUGCUCCUGGCUAUAUUGUUUCAAGAUGCACAUAUUGUUUCAUCUCCUGCAACAAUGCGCAUCAUUCCCUCGCUUGCACUUUUGCUGAGAUCUGAAGAAGUAAUUGACAGGUUUUUUGCUGCCCAGGCAAUGGCUAGUCUUGUUUGUAAUGGAAGCAGGGGAAUGAAUCUUGCAAUUGCAAAUUCAGGUGCAGUUGCAGGGUUAAUAACUAUAAUUGGUUAUGUAGAAUCAGAUAUGCCAAACCUUGUGGCUUUAUCUGAAGAAUUUUCUCUGGUAAAAAAUCCGGAUCAAGUAGUUCUGGAACUCCUCUUUGAAAUUGAAGAUGUGAGAGUUGGUUCCACUGCACGCAAAACUAUCCCUUUGUUAGUGGAUCUUUUGAGACCAAUGCCAGAUAGACCAGGUGCCCCUCCAACUGCUGUUCGCCUUUUGACUCAUAUUGCAGAUGGCAGUGAUACAAACAAACUAAUUAUGGCGGAAGCUGGAGCUGUAGAUGCUUUAACAAAGUACCUAUCGUUGAGUCCUCAGGACUUGACUGAGGCGACUAUAUCUGAACUAUUGAGAAUAUUAUUUAGCAAUCCUGAUCUUCUUCAUUAUGAGGCAUCAAUUAGUUCCAUGAAUCAGCUCGUAGCUGUUCUGCAUUUGGGGUCAAGAAGUGCAAGAUUGAGUGCUGCUAGGGCUCUUCAUGAACUUUUCAAUGCAGAGAACAUUAAGGAUUCUGAAUUAGCCAAGCAAGCAGUUCAGCCCUUGGUUGACAUGCUUGAAGCUGCAUCAGAAAGUGAGCAACAUGCUGCUCUUGCCACCUUGGUUAAGUUUACUUCGGGAAAUCCUUCAAAAGCAGUUCUGAUCACUGAUGUGGAAGGGAAUCCCCUUGAGAGCCUAUACAAAAUUUUGUCUUCCACAGCUUGCUUGGAAUUGAAGACAAAUGCUGCACAGCUUUGUUUUGCUCUUUUUGGUAAUUCAAAAGUCAGAGCGAUGCCAAUUGCCUCUGAAUGCAUAGAGCCUCUUUUAUCACUAAUGCAAUCUGAUAUGGGUACAGCAGUGGAAUCUGGUGUUUGUGCUUUUGAAAGAUUGUUGGAUGACGAACAGCAAGUAGAGUUUGCAGCAGCUUAUGAUAUCGUCGAUCUUCUUGUUGGUUUGGUUUCUGGGUCAAAUAAUCGGCUUAUAGAGGCUAGCAUCUGUGCUCUCAUUAAGUUGGGGAAAGACCGGACUCCCCGCAAGUUGGAUAUGGUCAAAGCUGGCAUUAUCGAUAGCUGUCUUGAGAUACUUCCCACAGCGCCCAGUACAUUAUGUUGCACAAUUGCUGAACUCUUCCGCAUCUUGACAAAUAGUAGUGCAAUUUCUAAAACCUCAGCUGCAGCAAAAAUUGUCGAACCUCUUUUUCUGGUGUUGUUUCGUCCAGACAUUAGUCUUUGGGGCCAGCAUAGUUCCCUGCAAGCACUUGUUAAUAUUUUGGAGAAACCACAGAGCCUGGCAACUUUAAAACUUACUCCUAGCCAGGUCAUUGAGCCUCUGAUUUCAUUUCUGGAAUCACCGUCUCAAGCUAUCCAGCAGCUUGGCACAGAAUUGCUAAGUCAUCUUCUUGCGCAGGAGCACUUUAAGCAAGAUAUAACAACCAAAAAUGCAGUUGUGCCUCUUGUGCAACUUGCUGGAAUUGGAAUAUUGAACUUGCAGCAAACAGCAAUUAAAGCAUUGGAAAAUAUCUCUGUAAGCUGGCCAAAGGCAGUUGCUGAUGCUGGGGGUAUAUUUGAGAUUUCAAAGGUUGUCGUUCAAGAUGACCCUCAACCACCCCAUGCAUUGUGGGAAUCAGCUGCUCUGGUUCUCUCCAAUGUUCUACGUUCAAAUGAUGACUACUAUUUCAAAGUUCCAUUAGUUGUUCUUGUGAAGAUGUUGUACUCAGCAGAGGAGAGUACUAUAACAGUGGCUCUUAAUGCCCUGACUGUUCAAGAAUCAACCGAUGCUUCGAAUGCCGUGAUGACAGAAGCAGGUGCAGUAGAUGCUCUUUUAGAUCUAUUAAGAUCUCACCAGUGUGAAGAAGAGUCUGGAAGGCUACUUGAAGCUUUAUUCAACAAUGUGAGGAUACGAGAAAUGAAGGUUUCCAAGUAUGCAAUAUCGCCUUUAGCACAAUAUCUGUUAGACCCACAAACUAGAUCACAGUCUGGCAAGCUUCUUGCAGCUCUUGCUCUUGGUGACCUCUCCCAGCAUGAAGGACUUGCUAGAGCCAGUGAUUCCGUUUCCGCAUGUCGUGCUCUGAUAAGCUUGCUUGAAGAUCAGCCAACAGAGGAAAUGAAAAUGGUGGCCAUUUGUGCAUUGCAAAACUUUGUCAUGCGCAGCAGAACAAAUAGGCGAGCUGUUGCAGAAGCUGGAGGCAUAUUGGUAAUUCUGGAACUUCUUCUCUCUCCUAAUUCAGAGGUUGCAGGACAGGCAGCAUUGCUCGUCAAAUUUUUAUUUUCAAAUCACACACUUCAAGAAUAUGUAUCAAAUGAGCUUAUCAGAUCUUUGACAGGGGCACUAGGGAAAGCGGCAGAGUCCACGGAAACUUUAACCGAGGAAGUCUUGAAAACCAUACAUGUGAUAUUCACCAACUUUCCUAAGCUCCACGUUUCUGAAGCAGCUACUCUAUGCAUUCCCCAUUUGGUAGCAGCACUCAAGUCCGGGAGUGAAGCUGCUCAGGAUUCUGUAUUGGACACGUUAUGCUUGUUGAAAAAUUCAUGGUCAAACAUGCCUAUAGAUAUCUCAAAAUCGCAAGCCACGAUUGCGGCUGAAGCCAUUCCUGUUCUUCAAAUGCUGAUGAAAACAUGUCCACCAAGUUUCCAGGAGAGAGCGGACAGCCUAUUACAUUGCUUACCAGGUUGUUUGACGGUUACCAUUGAACGUGGAAACAACCUUAAGCAAGUCAUGGGAGGGACAAAUGCUCUGUGUCAAUUGACAAUUGGCAAUGGUCCUCCACGGCAAACCAAGGUAGUGAGCAACAGUACCUCUCCAGAAUGGAAUGAAGGAUUUACGUGGGCUUUUGAUGUGCCACCAAAGGGACAAAAACUACACAUACUGUGCAAAAGCAAAACUACUUUUGGAAAGACUAGUCUUGGUAGAGUGACGAUCCAAAUUGACAAAGUGGUAAGUGAAGGAGUAUACAGUGGACUCUUCAGCCUUAACCAAGACAGCAAUAAGGAUGCGAAAGAUGGGACUUCCCGAACACUUGAAAUUGAGAUUACGUGGUCCAACAGCAUAUCUAAUGAAGGCGAUGAAUUAUGAGCCACUUUGUAGGUAAGUGCAGUGGAGUCAACCAUGGCAAGAUAUGCAACAGCCAAGCAAAGGAACAUCAAUGAUUGUUGCAUCCCAAAUCGAGUUUGGGAGGUUGAUUUGCUCACGAGUAUCGAUAUCUUCUGAAGAUCCAGUUUUGCAGAUUUGUAAUUUUAUGCUGCCAUUGUAAAAUGUGAAAGGUUGGGUCAUUUCUAGAAGUUUGUUGUACAGAUCAGUCUGUAGGUGCUAGUUAUUUAAACAUUUUAGAGUAUUUUUUAUUAGGAGGAUGGAGCAGAGCUUUUUUGCACAUAGUGCUCCGCCACUCUUUAACAGAGGUAAAUGGACUAUACUUUGUGCUUUUUGUUUUUCAAAAUAAUGUAUCUACAUGUUCAAAAAAGUUACCAUC
Camellia sinensis is the source of this 7123-nucleotide messenger RNA. The record is from RefSeq and is a predicted model, not a curated record. NCBI's taxonomy places the organism in Eukaryota, Viridiplantae, Streptophyta, Magnoliopsida, Ericales, Theaceae.